Messenger RNA from Drosophila yakuba, 1161 nucleotides. Its product is annotated as alpha/beta-gliadin MM1. The transcript is spliced from 2 exons. Bases 205 to 918 code for a protein of 237 amino acids. NCBI's taxonomy places the organism in Eukaryota, Metazoa, Arthropoda, Insecta, Diptera, Drosophilidae. The record is from RefSeq and is a predicted model, not a curated record.
GAACAAUUUCACUUUUCCCCCCUUCAGUUAGUUUAGCAACUCCAAAUCUCUAGCCAUGAAAAUUGUAUCUGUUUGACAAAAAAAAUAAAAAUAAAAAUAAAAACACCAGCAUAAGAACACCAGUUCACAGGUUUAACCCAGACCCAACCACAGAAAUACACACAGAGCAAAUCCAGCUCUAGAUAAUCCCAGCACACACUCCAAAUGGGCGCCCAGUUGGCCGGCGAAUCGCGUGCCGAGGGGUCCGGGAUCAAGGACGAGCGGGCGGAGGGCGGCGCAGGACCAGAAACAGGACGACAGCCACCGCAAGUGCAGGAAACAACGACCAAGAGGGCGGAAAGGUCGGAGAAGACGGGGCAGCCGAGGCAGGAACAGGAUGGACCACCUAACCAGAAAGAGGAGUAUCCACAGUCGAAACGGGAGUAUCCACAACCGGAACAGGAGUAUCCACAGUCGAAACGGGAGUAUCCACAGCCGGAACAGGAGUAUCCACAGCCGGAACAGGAGUAUCCACAGCCAAUGCCCGUUUCCAGACGCCACCUGAGAUCGCGCAGCAUCAUCACAGAUAUCCAAAGGAUGCCAACGGAGGCCAUCUACGCAGAGUUCGAUCGCCUCAUCCAGCAGGUGGAGGGCCACUUGGGUCAGGUGGCGGUGGAUCCGCCGUGCAUGGAUGUGGCUGCCCGGCUGCAGAGCUGCCUCCAAGCGCACCGCCAGCGUACGUGCAACUGCUUUGCGGCCAUGGAGGAGUACCGCCACUGUGUGGUGCGUGCCACCCAGAAUCGCGUGGACGACAUGGCGGACAUGGAGCCGCCAAUGUUGCCGGUGGUGCCGCCCCAGGUGAUGCCACCACCCGCUGUGCCGCCGCCAAAUGCGCGUGGUAACCGCAGGUGGUGGAAGUUUUGGACCUGGUUCCGCUAACCGUAUGGAUGCAGUGCUCUCGAGUCGCCAAAAACACAAUGCUAGAGAAAUGGCUUUAUUAAUUAAAAGCAUAUGACUUGAAUCCAUUUAGCUGGUUGCUCCGGCUGCAGAUGUGGCCAAAAGUAUAUCUACUUUCAGUGGUUCAAAUGCAGUCACAGUGGCUGCUCGCAUCACGGCAUCAGCUUAUAGUUCAAGUUGUUAGGUAUUUUGUAUGUUCUGUGUAAAAUAUAUUAUUUACAUAAA